Messenger RNA from Cottoperca gobio, 2181 nucleotides. It is a transcript of the gene bloc1s6, whose product is annotated as biogenesis of lysosomal organelles complex-1, subunit 6, pallidin. Gene Ontology annotation, biological process: intracellular transport. Lineage: Eukaryota; Metazoa; Chordata; Actinopteri; Perciformes; Bovichtidae. Gene Ontology annotation, cellular component: transport vesicle; BLOC-1 complex. The coding region runs from base 37 to 687 and encodes 216 amino acids. The record is from RefSeq and is a predicted model, not a curated record. The transcript is spliced from 6 exons.
GUUUCGCCCACAGUCACGUGAUGACGCAAGAGUCACAUGACGUUUUUGUCCAGACGCAUCAACAAAUCCAAAACAUCUUUGCUGUUGUCUCUCUUGUUUUUGGUCGAAAUAACGCAACUCAUCACACCAACAGUUACUGUUAGACAAACAGUCAAACAGGUUGUAAAAUUAACAGAGUCGUUAAAUAUGGAGGUGGAUGAGAUGAAAGAUGAAGGACCUCCACACAGUCAAGAGCUCCAGUUGGCACAGGAGGGAUCACUGAGUCUGGAGAGCUCAGCCGCUGUAGAGAACGUGUUUGUGGAUAAGAAAGCUGUGGACAAACUCACAGAGGGAUUACUCUCUCACUACCUACCAGAUCUACAGAACUCUAAAGGAGCCCUGCAAGAGCUCACACAGAAUCAGGUGAUAUUGUUAGACACACUGGACCAAGAAGUCACCAAGUUCAGAGAAUGUAAUGCCUUACUGGACCUCAAUUCACUGUUUACAGAGGCGAAAGUUUACCACAAUAAACUGGUGAACGUAAGGAAAGAGAUGAUUAUGCUCCACGAAAAAACAACUAAAUUAAAGAAAAGAGCUUUGAAGCUGCAGCAGCAGAAGCAGAAGGACGCGCUGGAGAAGGAACAGCAACGUGAGAAGGAGCUCGAGAGAGAAAGGCAGCUUAUUGCCAAACCUGCGAAAAGAACUUAGGAUCUCGAAGUGUGUCUGCUGUAUGAAUGGAUUGUACAGGUGCUUUUGCAUGCCUUAGCCUAUUUAUUACAUAUCAACUAUAUGUUACAUGACUGCUGAACAUUUUCCAAAGUAGAUUUCUUUUUUAAAUAUAAUUUCUUGGCCUUUUGGGCCUGUAUCUGACCGAAUACAGUGAGGGCAGAGAGGAUAGAUGAGAUGCAGCUAAAACUCCAACCAGGGACGCUGUGGUCGCCUCAUAUGAGUAUUUGACCUCUAGUAACCCAACGCCCAUUCCCCAUCCAAGCAGCCAUUGUUUCCACUCAUUUUGGUAUUGUACUAAAAUCUACUUGAGACGUGCUUGAUACAUGUGAUCCAUCACGCUGAAUAUUAUGUCUACUUUAUCAUUGUCCGACUUAAUGAUGAUGAUGCAGUGAUGCAGUGAAACAUGUCACUCAUGUGACAUGUUUGCUCUGAAUUACUGCCAAUACCACAGUUUAGAAGAGUAGAUAUGAUUUUUACAAUGCUUUAUUGCCUAUCUCAAGCAUGUUCAAUUUUAGACCAUUUUAAGUGGAACUGUGGUGUUGGAAAGCAAGUCCAGGUUUACCACCUGAAAUACUUUUGGUGGACAGCUUCUGCAAAUAAAUGGUUUUAAAUAGGAAUAAGAUUGGCUGUUAACAUAUUCUUAGUUUGUCUUCGUUUCCAACAGUAUUACAGAAAAGACUGUAAAAGUCGUUCUCGGUAUUUCUGCAAUUAAUUUUUUUACAAACAUGGUUGACAUAAGGAUGUGAGUUGUUAUCUGGUAACUUGACCGUUGUUUAUUCACAUGUAUGUCACAACCAUCUUUAUACCUGCACUGCAGUAAGACAUUAGAUUGUUUUAUUUGAAAGUGUGAAACCAUCUUCAUUGAAAGUAAAUGAGAAAAAUCCAUUAAAAAAUCUUUAAGACUAAUAAGAGUAGAGGGACAUGCUUUGGGAAAUGGUUCACUUAAUAGACAGUGUAUGUGAAUAUUGGUAAAUGGGCUAAAACGUGCAGAAAGUCUGGUAUGAGCCUUUAUGUCGGACAUUGCCAAAAUCUCCACAGACCAAAGACAUGGACUAAAUCAUCAAAUGCUGGUACUUCCCACUAUCACAAAGCCGAGCACUUCCCAGAAAGUGAAACAAAUUACUCAGACACUUUUGCGGCCACCAGACAAUGACCAGGAGGAGAAUCAAUGUGUUUUCUGUCUUUUGUUAAAGAUAAAGUGUUAAUAUAUGUUGUUUAUGGGCCUCAUGCCAUGUUAGUGUUGAAUGUUAUAAAACAGGUAUGUUGUUUCAAUAGGUCUGCACUAAACCAAACUGACUGUAUUUCUGGGGUCCAGAUGAUAUGAUAAUAGAUGAUAAUAUGUAUCAAACUUCGCCCCCACAAUAUACCACAUCUGUACAUUUGUUUAACUGACCUUGCAAGAGGCUUCUAAGCACUACUGACGCUUGGAACUCCACUGUUUGUACAAUUCAUUAUAAAAUCAACACAAACUGG